Molecule: messenger RNA, 605 nt
Organism: Acanthaster planci (crown-of-thorns starfish)
Lineage: Eukaryota; Metazoa; Echinodermata; Asteroidea; Valvatida; Acanthasteridae
Product: muscarinic acetylcholine receptor M4-like
Biological process (GO): adenylate cyclase-activating adrenergic receptor signaling pathway; positive regulation of MAPK cascade
Cellular component (GO): plasma membrane
Molecular function (GO): G protein-coupled receptor activity
Source: RefSeq, a predicted model, not a curated record
AUAUUUUUCAGCCAUAUCCGACAGCACAGAUGGAGUUACUGGGUAAUGAGUCGCACUGGAUGGUAAAUGAUACCGACACCGACAUCUGCAGCGAGGAAACACCGGUGUUUUGUCUCACUAGAACGAAAACGUAUUUACCGAGACCAGAAGAGGUUCAUAGUAACACUGGGUUGGAUGGGGAACUUGACGGGACCACCAUCCGUCUUCAGUCACACCAAAGCCAGCCGCCUGCUGACACUGGAUUGGGCGACAACGAAGGAGGGCAACUAGCAAGCGUCGAGGAAACCCGGAAACGCGAGACAUCGAGGCAGAGGAGUAAACAAGACCAAGAGAGAGGCAAGCGCCGAGAAUUCAAGCGGCACAGGAAGGCAGCGGUGACACUGUCGGUUCUGGUAAGCGUCUUCGUAGCAAUGUGGUUGCCUUUCUACGUGGCGUCACUCCUUGCUGCCAUAUGCGAGGAAUGUGUUUCUGAUCUCGCCUGGAUAGUAGUAAACUAUCUGUUGUGGUGUAACUCGACUAUCAAUCCGUUUCUUUAUGCGCUUCUCGUGGUGCAAUUCCGGCAGAAUUUUUUACGCUUUCUGGGACUUAGAUCUUGCAGGAAAUGA